CACAAACACCACACCCGCAAACGAACGAACGACUCGACGACACACACCAGUCGACCAAACCCAGCCACACCAAACAGAACAGUCAUCGCUCCGUUCGUUCGCACACACGCACAACUCGACGACAACCCCGCGGUCCCAGUUGUUACACUCGACAAACGACUUCAGUCGCCUGUGCCUACUCAUCGCGCAUCUUUCGAGUUCCCUUUUGCGCCACCGCUCGCGGCGCUGUUGCCAUUUUCCACUUCACCCACCACACUUCAUCAUCAAGCCAACAGACCUCAAGCAAGCAAGAAGAGAGUGACAUCCCAGCCAAGAGACGCAAGAACCCACACAGCUCCCAACACGUUUUUUUUUUUUUUGAGCAAGCCAGCUGCACAGCAAGCAACGUUUGCCCAAGCACCAUGGCCACGCCAACCACCGUGUACAGCUUCAAGACGGACUUGGACGGCGCCAAGCGCAGGUUCGCCCUUGCCUCCGACAUCUGCACCUUUGACAAGGUGCUUGCCACCAUCGCCUGCAAGUAUGGGCUCGACCGCGAGACGCUCCAGCUCGCCACCGCCGCCGAGGAUGGCGUUGCCAUCGUGGACACCGACACCCUCCUCAAGGCCGUGAAGGAAAGUCGCGAUUCGACCCAAGGCAACGGCUGCCUGAAACUCACCGUGACCAGGAAGCAGCCAGCAAACGACACGGACAGUGCAGAUGGCUGCCCAGCUGCCUCUGACGCUGCUGCAGGCACCACCUCGGACUCGACCUCCUCAGACUCGGAUACGUCGUCUUCCUCUGGUGACUCUUCCUCGUCUGAUGACGACGACGACGACGCGGAGGAGUCGCAUCCUGGACGUGAUGCCGCCCGUGCCAAUCUUGACAUGCGCCAUCUUCGUGAUCAGCUCGAACACCUCCAAGUGGAUGUGCAGCGUGCCCAUGCGGAUGAGUUUGCUGCACAGCAGGAGGUCAGCCGUGCCAAGCAGGAGCUGGCACUCGCCCGCGCCCGCACACGGUCCCUGCGCCUGGCCAUGCGCGACCUUCGCUCGCAGCUGCGUGAUGUUCGCCGCCAAAGCACCGACCCCACCACACCCCGCCAGCGCAAGCACCGCGCCCGCGUGGCCAAGGCCGGCAGCGAUGCCGCAGCGACCGGCAAAGACAGCGACGCACCUCUGGGGUCUGGGCCAUCCGCACCACCACCAUCCAAGGCAGAGAAGUCCACACCGCCAUCACAUGCACCCAACGCCACCGCAGCCGUCUCGGGCACCGCUACAUCGACGACCACAGCAGCACCGGCUCCUACAACGGCGCAGGCCACCGCCACGUCCACGUCCACAACCACCACCACGUCGUCGUCAAACGCGCUCGCGUUCCCACCCGGCACGGUCGUGACGCUGCGCACGCCUGACGGGCGCGUGAUGCACGUUGACGAGGACGCUGGCGUGCUGCGCCACAGCUCAUCGCCCACCAACCCGCAGGCCGCCCACUUUGUUGUGGAGCACGGCAAGCCCGGCCGCAUCAAGCUGCGGAACCGCGUCAGCGGCGGGUACCUGCGCAUUCGCCGUGGGGGUGGUGUGGAUUGUGCCGGCCGCGGUGGGCGCUUCACGUGCCUGGCACCGCUUGUGUCGUACACCGCACAGCAGCCGCACCAGUCGUCGUCGACAUCUGUCCAGCCAAUGCUGGUGCACAUGUCCCGCCCUGGCCUGCGGUCUGUGCACCUGAUCUCCGCCAGCGACGGCGCGAGCGGAGAGCUGACCUCUGUGGAGGACGACAUGGAGCGCGCCACGCCGUUCAUCGUCACCGUGGUCGACUACAUUGCCGCCGACGAGCCCACCACCUCGUCCGCAGCACGCGAUCACCAUCACGCCCAUCGCCGCCAUCACGGCCGCCAUCACGGCCGCCACCAUGGACUGCACCACGCGCAUGCCCACCCCCACCACAUGCACCACCGCCACCACAUGCGCCACCACGCGCAUGGUCAGCAUCAUCCCCAUCACCACCACCAGCACCAGCACCACCAGCAUCCCCACCACAGGAUGCAUCAGCACCAGGCUCCCAUGGUGCCCAUGGUGCCGCCGCCUUUCCCGCCACCGUACUGGGCCCAUGACCAAGUGUAUGCCUUCGCCCCGAUGCCACCACCACCGUUUGCCAUGCCUCCCGCCCCACACCCGCACCCGUUUGACGCUGUACACCACGGCCAGCGCGCCGAACAGCAAGUUCAGCGUGCCGAUGGCGGUAGCGGCGUUGAGUCAACGAAUGCCGGAGCAAUGCAGGCGCUUCGCCUGCAACGCCGCGCCCUGGCACAGCAGCGUCGAGACCUCAAGCGCGCCCAGCGACAGCUGAAGCGGGAAAUGAAGGGCGACCGUAAGCAAGCAGGCCGUGACAGCAGCUCCCAGUAGAGCUAACACUCCAUUUUCUUUUGUGUGUGUGUGUGUUGUUGUUGUUGUUUAAGUUGUUGUUUUAAGUUGUUGUUUUAAGUUGUUGUUGUUGUUUAAGUUGUUGUUGU
This is a messenger RNA of Salpingoeca rosetta, 2488 nucleotides long. RefSeq lists its product as uncharacterized. The transcript has 2 exons. NCBI's taxonomy places the organism in Eukaryota, Choanoflagellata, Craspedida, Salpingoecidae. The coding region runs from base 402 to 2381 and encodes 659 amino acids. The record is from RefSeq and is a predicted model, not a curated record.